This is a messenger RNA of Tripterygium wilfordii, 2700 nucleotides long. Its product is annotated as O-fucosyltransferase 27-like. NCBI's taxonomy places the organism in Eukaryota, Viridiplantae, Streptophyta, Magnoliopsida, Celastrales, Celastraceae. The transcript is spliced from 10 exons. Gene Ontology annotation, cellular component: Golgi apparatus; trans-Golgi network; cytoplasm. Bases 151 to 2190 code for a protein of 679 amino acids. The record is from RefSeq and is a predicted model, not a curated record.
GACACGCACAGUUUCUUUCUUUCUUACAAAGGCAUGUUAAACGCUUGACUUUUCCUACUAUGCUGCCUCUAGUGCUGUCUCUCUCUCAUUCGGUCAUUCCUCUGCACUUCUCUUUUCAAGUUUCUUCUGAGAGUUUUUGUAGAGAGAGAGAUGGGGGUCACAGUGAAAGGAGAAGGGAAGGGUGUGAUGAAAUCCAAAAUGAAGUGUGUGGGUUUGAUUGGGCUCGUUCUAUCGGCAUUUUCUCUGUUUGUGCACUUUUUGCUUGCGAGAUACACUGAUGAGGGCAUUGUGGAGUAUCAAUCUUCAAUCACAAUCUUCUCCUGGAGACCAACCCUUGAAUCUUAUGACUUGGCAAGAACUAAUCCAUUGUAUAGACGAUUAUGGGGCCCAGUGAAGCAUCUUGAACCUUUACUUCCAGAUGCAAAUCCCAGAACAUACUAUCCUGAUCCCAGUUCACAAACAACUGGGUUUAUCUUUGUCAGGAUACAAGGAGGUUUCCAUGAGAUCAGGAACGCUAUAAGUGAUGUUGUUGCGGUUUCUCGUUUUCUAAAUGCAACCUUAGUUAUUCCUGAGAUUCUAUCGACUACUAGCAGCAAAGGAAUAAGCUCGCAAUUCAAGAGUUUUGCCUAUCUCUAUGACAUGGACCAAUUCAUGAUGGCACUAGAAAAAGAUGUCAAGAUGGUAAAAACCCUUCCAAAAAACCUUAAAGGUGCAAGGAGAAAGAAGGAGAUCCCAGUUUUUAGAGUUCCGUACUCCGCUUCACCUUAUUAUUAUUUGCACCAUGUUCUGCCAGUAUUGAACAAGCAUUCAGUUGUUGAACUAGUUGUUUCGGAUGGUGGAUGCUUGCAGGCCACCCUUCCUCCUCAUUUUGAGGAGUACCAAAGGCUAAGAUGUAGGGUUGCUUUCCACGCCUUACAGUUACGACCGGAGGUCCAGGAACUUGCUCAGAGAGUCCUUCAGAGAUUACGAUCUCCUGGCCGCCCAUAUAUAGCUUUUGAUCCUGGGAUGGCUCGAGAUGCUUUGGCAUAUUAUGGUUGUGCUGAACUUUUUCAGGAUGUGCACACUGAACUCAUUCAGCACAAGCGAUCUUGGAUGAUAAAACGUGGCAUUGUAAAGGGAAAGCUAUAUGUCAAUUCAGAGGAACAACGCCUUAAUGGCUCUUGUCCAUUAAUGCCGGAAGAGGUUGGAAUUAUUCUUCGUGCAUAUGGAUACUCAAGGGACGCAAUAAUAUAUGUAUCUGGUGGCGAAGUUUUUGGCGGCCAAAGAACACUAAUUCCUCUUCGUUCGAUGUUUGAGAAUGUUAUUGAUAGAUCUUCUCUCACCAUGGGUUGGGAGCUCAGUAGAAUUUAUGGUCGUGAGGCUAACCUUGAAAGCUAUCCAAAAACCCCUCCUUCUGUUGUGGAAGAUAAGAAGGCUGUAGAAUGGAAAUUUGCAGGUCCACGGCCUCGCCCCCUUCCACCGCCUCCUGCACGUCCCAAAACAUACAACAUUGAAGGUUGGUGGGGUUGGGUUGCAGAGAGUGACAAUGAGCCUGAUAGUACAGUGUUUGAGUUGAGGACUAACGCCCAUAAAUUACUAUGGGAAGCAAUUGAUUAUGUAGUCUGUGUUGAAGCCGAUGUAUUCAUCCCUGGAUUUGACCGUGAUGGCAAGGGACAUCCAAAUUUUGCAAGUUUGGUAAUGGGGCACAGGCUUUAUGAGUCGGCUGCAUCUAAAACAUACAGACUAAACAGUCACUACAGGAAAGAGCUGGCAAAUCUUUUAGAAAAAAAUCGUGACGACUUGUACCAUGCAAACCAUACAUGGUUGACCUCAAUACGUCGGCAUCUGACAAGAAGUUUAGUUAAUGGAUUAACAGAAGCAUCCGGUGAAUCAAAGCCAUUAUCUUUUCUCUCACACCCAGUCCCUGAAUGUUCCUGCUUGAGGCGUGUUUCUGAUGAAAUGUCAUUUAAUUCUUCAAGUCUGACUCACAUGCAAGUUCAGGCUGCCCUUGGGGUUAGGAACCAUUGCCCUGCUUGGAUGGACCGUGGAUUGAACUCACGCUCAAAAGACAAGGAGACUGAAGAGGAUCUCGAUGAAGAUGAUUCAUUAUCAUCCGGGUUAUUCUUUAAGCCUAAUCAUGAAAGCAUAGGUGAAGAAAUGAAUAAAGAGGAAGCUCAUCUGGAUGACCAAGAUGAAGAGGGUGGAGAAUGAUAUGGAAAUAAGCUUUAUUGGACUCGAUUACUGGACUUUAGGAGCUGUAUAUAAUCAUUGGUUGAUUCUCAGAAAGGUCAAGAACGGCUUGGCUUUCUGUUUCAAUCUGAGCCUAUGUGACGUAGGGGAGAACGAAGAUUCACCAUAGUAAGUUGGCUCACAUCAGUAGGAAUUCAUCAGUUCGGGCACGAGGGCACUUCCAUAUUACUGCUGGGCUAUAUCAAUUAGUUAAAGCUUUGCCCUUUUGGGGGGAAAAGAAGACAGUCUGGUAUUUAUCUCAACCCCAAAAUCAAUUUUGAUCUUCACUAGCUUGCUUUCCAUUGUCUUUGAGUUCAUUUUAAGUAGAGGAAAACACCUGCAGUUGAUGUAAGAUAUGUAAAAAGCCAGAGUGGGUAGUAGAUAAGUAUUAACCUUUUGAUUGAAUGUAUGGAUUCUUUUUGUGCUUGGUUUGUGAUGGUUUGCUUAAACAUCACAAUCAAAGCACUCUAAUGGAAUUUUGUAUUUUCUUUC